This is a messenger RNA of Parathielavia appendiculata, 1245 nucleotides long. RefSeq lists its product as uncharacterized. Gene Ontology annotation, cellular component: nucleus. NCBI's taxonomy places the organism in Eukaryota, Fungi, Ascomycota, Sordariomycetes, Sordariales, Chaetomiaceae. The transcript has 4 exons. The record is from RefSeq and is a predicted model, not a curated record. Gene Ontology annotation, biological process: positive regulation of transcription by RNA polymerase II. Gene Ontology annotation, molecular function: DNA-binding transcription factor activity; transcription cis-regulatory region binding. Bases 1 to 1245 code for a protein of 414 amino acids.
AUGACCGCCGUCUUCGAGGCCAUUGAGUACUACAACAUGCAUAUCGCCCCUACGAUGGUCGCGACAGGGGUCUUCGGGGAAGACAGUCCCUACUGGAUGCCGGCCUCCACCGCACCGCUUCUCCCUCGAUCCUUCACCCAGAACAUCGUCUGCACCUCACUGGCGCACCGCAUUCUGCAGUCAAGCCUGGCUGCUCCGUCCCACCGAGUAGUCUUGGCCCAGCGGCUCCAACGACACCGUGGUUGCGCCCUGAGAGCCCUGACAGCCGAACUAUCCAAGCCCGAACACCAGACCUCAGACCUGAUACUGGCGUCAAUCAUCCUCCUGCUUCUAGUAGAGAUCCAGCACGCAAUUGAGCCACCAGACUGGCGACACCAUAUCAUGGGCGCCACUGUCAUGAUUGACUUAAGAGGCGGCCUGGGCGACGUCGUCUUUUCCCGUCCUCAUCUCCGUCACCUGUUUCGAUAUUACGUCUUGCUCGAGAUAAUCGGUAACACGACGUCUCCUCACGUCGAUAUCGACUCUGCCCGCCGCCACCUCGAGGUUAUCAGCCUGCUCCCCGUCCUGUUCGGCAACGGCUUGACCACAUGCUUUCCUUGCCCACCCGAUCUCCUCGCCGAGAUCAUCCGCAUCAACCAUCUUCGAUCACGAUUCCACAGCGUAUCCGUCACAGAUGUCCCUCCGGCCAUGCUGCAGGAAGCCAAACACGCGGCCGCGUUGGACAUACUCCGCCGCAUCAAGGGCUUUCCAACAGACAGGUGGGCCGCCGAGGUCCUUGUUGGCCUUGGCAACAACGAAACUCCAGCGUCCCAGGCCGGCUUCUCCGGCUGGCACGCUAUAGCCACCAUCUACCAGUCCGCCAUUGCCAUCUACUGCAUGGCGUCGCUUUUUCAGGACGUAGAACCGUAUUCUCCUGACGAUACAGUGCCUCCUGACCCUUGGAAUGCCUUGACCACCGCACGAAGAACGUGUGCGUCGGUGCUCCUCAGCCACCUGCGCGAGGUCAGCCGGUGCCCCCAGCUUCGCAAGCUGGGUCUGUGGCCUUUGUUCGUGGCGGGUGUUGAAGCAGAGGACGAGGCGACGAAGCGGUUUAUCGCCGGUGAGCUCCAGUGGAUCAGCAAUGCACUUGGCGGAGCUGCGCCCUUGGUAGCGAAGGACCUGCUGGAGAAGCGCGUAUGGAGGCUUGGAACAGUGAGGCGCAGUUGGGAUGGGCUCUUUGACCAGAGUUAUGUGUUUGUCAUAUGA